Molecule: messenger RNA, 1784 nt
Organism: Cyprinodon tularosa
Lineage: Eukaryota; Metazoa; Chordata; Actinopteri; Cyprinodontiformes; Cyprinodontidae
Product: ADP-ribosylation factor 5-like
Exons: 6
Coding region: 150-692 (180 amino acids)
Biological process (GO): intracellular protein transport; vesicle-mediated transport
Cellular component (GO): cytoplasm; plasma membrane
Molecular function (GO): GTPase activity; GTP binding
Source: RefSeq, a predicted model, not a curated record
GUUUACACCGGACGUGGCAGUCUGGACUAGUGAAAUCACAGUAACUUCCCUCCUUCACCUCGGACCCGUUUUAAAACAUAUUUGGUUUCGCUGUAGCUGUGGUUUAAUAUCAGUUAUAGUUUUAUAGAGUCGGACAUCCUCGGGCAGCCAUGGGGCUCACCAUCUCGUCCAUCUUCGGUCGGCUGUUUGGGAAAAAACAGAUGAGGAUUUUGAUGGUUGGAUUAGAUGCUGCUGGAAAAACAACCAUUCUGUACAAACUGAAGCUUGGUGAAAUCGUGACCACUAUCCCAACCAUAGGUUUCAAUGUGGAGACGGUAGAAUACAAAAAUAUCAGCUUCACUGUUUGGGAUGUUGGCGGCCAAGACAAGAUCAGACCUCUGUGGAGGCAUUACUUCCAGAACACGCAGGGGCUCAUCUUUGUAGUGGACAGUAAUGACAGAGAAAGAGUGACUGAGUCUGCAGAGGAGCUGUCUAAAAUGCUUCAGGAGGAUGAGCUCAGAGAUGCUGUUUUGCUGGUAUUUGCCAAUAAACAGGACCUUCCCAACGCCUUAACAGUCAGUGAACUGGCAGACAGACUUGGAUUGCACGGCCUUCGCAGCAGAACUUGGCACAUCGAGUCCACCUGCGCCACCCAGGGCACCGGGCUGUAUGAAGGACUGGACUGGCUGUCCAAAGAGCUGUCGAAGAACUAAUGAAGGAUGGACUAGAGGGCAGACUGAGACUGAUCAUCACAAGACAUAAAGGAAAAACAUGAACAUUCAAUCCAGAACCAGUUUGUUUUAUAGCACCAGUGUUUACAGAAAGAACCAGGCUGUUGGACGGUUAGCUCAGCUAUAACACCUUCAGUGUUGUGCUCCUUGUUCUUCAUGUUAAGUAAUGCUCCUUUUUUGUGUAGUCUCUACUUUUUGCACUCUUGCAUUUACAUUUCCUGUUUUAUGGUGAAAAAGUGAUUUCGUUUAAAGAUUUCAGAAAACAAUAUGCAUUCAUAAAUUUGGGAUCUUUGGUAAAAGUCAAAUGGUAGACCCUCCCCCACAAGCUGAUAAUCACCAUACCCUCUGUUGUAAUUGUAUUUCAAGAAGCUUGAUUUAUUUUUGUUUUAUGGAUCUUUUGUACUUCCAUGACUGCUUUUUUUUUUCUCUGUAGUUUCUGUGGCUUGAUAAUCUAAAAUGAUUUGCUUAUAGUACAGAACUUAAAAGGAACAGGAUCGCCUUCUUGUCCUCUUUUGGCACAAACUCCAGUUAUUAAUUUCCUUAUAGCCUUAUUAUUAAAGCUCUUCCUGUUGAUCUAUUUAUGUCUUCAUACUUUUCAAAGAUAAAGCUAUGAAACUGUCUGCUUUGUGUUGCGUUACAUGCUGUGUUUCAGCAGAACCACGCCACUGUGAGUAUAGACUGUCCUACAAAUUGUCUUCCUCAUAAAUCUGGAUUUAAACAUGUUUAAUUAUCUGAGUUUAUAUCUGUGUGCUUUGUUUUGCAUUUAAAAAACAGCGAAGGCUUUCUGAUGACUAACAAAGCAGUUUCAGUCAGAAGGAGGAAGGAAGUGUUGGUAACACAGGACCUGGGGCAAUGAAACACAAUGAAGUUCCAAAUAGUUUUCCCCUUUUUUAAUUCAGUAACCCACAAUGUUGACUUUAAUUUACUAUGUAACAAACACUGUAAAGUAUUAAUUACUUCCCCUUCUUUUAAAUAAAACACAUACGGACCUAUCAUUUUCUUAGUGUACAUUCCAGCUUUGAGAUAUUCACUAUGUGUCUAAAAAAGCUCUGAAUAAAGCCACUGUUACAAUAA